Molecule: messenger RNA, 978 nt
Organism: Penicillium angulare
Lineage: Eukaryota; Fungi; Ascomycota; Eurotiomycetes; Eurotiales; Aspergillaceae
Product: fungal specific transcription factor domain-containing protein
Exons: 2
Coding region: 1-978 (325 amino acids)
Source: RefSeq, a predicted model, not a curated record
AUGCCUCGGAGUGAGGGCGAGUGUCUGGCGGAUCAAGCUCGAUGGACACCUUAUCCGACUCAUCGCCAGCCGUGUCCAUCACAGAUAGACCUCUUUUUCGAAGAGGCGAGUAAUCUGUCCACCAUUGCGCGGGAUAUUUCUCGGAGCAUGUUUGGGGAUAAUGAUCACAACUUGAACAUACACUUGGAGCCGGUUCAACGCCGAAGUCGGGAAGAGCUAUAUGAGCAGCUACAGCGGUGGCAGAGGUUGUUGCCGACCGCGUUUGACUCGAAGGAAUUGCCCCCGCAUAUAAUCCUCUUAAAAAUGCGAUACAAUGCACUGGUCAUCAAUCUAUUCAGCUGCAUCUCUGAAAACGAACUCUCAAGAACCACAUCUGAAGCCCCUCAUACCCCCGAAAGCCCACCAAGGCAAACACCGGAAGCCAAAUAUAAUCCCUGGCAGGUUACGCAAUCAGCUGCACGAAGUAUUGCUGCAUUAACACAUCUGCAUCGGCAGGAAGUCGGUCUAAGCCGCGCUCAUCAUUUCGCUAUGUAUGCGAUCAACCUUGCGCUAUUCGCGAUGCUUGAACAGGAAACAUUUGAUGUUCUAGACCAAGAUUUUCUCUCCUUGGCGGGCGCCUUCUCCAUCGUUGCCAAUCGAUCGGCAUUGGGGCGAAACUUGUUUCACAUUUUCCGGCAGUCUGUGCGGGCCAAAGCUCAAGGCGACCGAAUUCGUAACGCUACAUCUAUACCCGAUGAAUUGAAAGAAUUAUUCGAUGAAGAGUCUAGGGGAGAAGGUGGUCAUCGAUUUGACCAGUACGCUGAGGGAUUGGAGAAGUUGAACCAAAAGGAGAAAUACCAUGGCAUUGGUAAUGGCGGCGACACUAAUCUCCAGGAUUACCCUGGCAUGGGGCUUGCUGAUAUGCUUGACCGGUAUGAAAGCCUUAGUCUUGGGAAGGACGAUAUGCUUGUGGAAAGGUUCCGUCCAGUCAAAUGUUGA